CCCACAUCAGCUGUGCCGCCUUGCUCUUCAGGCACCCGACUGCCGAACGUUCGCGGUGUCAAUCGUUCAAUUCCACUUUCGCAAUCGCCAUUGCAACCAGGGCAUCGCGUCUUUGAGGCGCGCCGAGGGACAACCUCAACGUACAAGUAAACAAAACGAGACACAAAUGGCCACAACAACAGAUACCGAGCUCCUAACAGAGCACUUUGGCUAUCCCCCAGUCAGCUUACUUGACGACAUAAUCAACAGCAUCAACAUCCUCGCCGAGCGCGCCCUCAACAGCGUCGAACAAGGCCUCCUCAAUGCGCCCCCCGCCUCUCUCGGUUUUCGCCCACCUACCCAUGCUUCCACCACCAAACCGGGCAAGAAGCCCAAAAAGGGCGAAGAGGGUCUUCCCAACGCCGAGGAAGCCCAUCGACACGAGAUCGAAAACGGCACACACCAGCUCGAAACCUUACUCUGCGCCAGCAUCGACCGUAACUUUGACAAGUUCGAAAUCUACGUUAUGCGCAAUAUCUUGUGCGUGAGGCCGGAAGACCGCGAUUGGAUACGGUUGGGGCAUUACGAGGGGUUGGAUUUCUCCUCCCCCCAGAAAGAAGAAGACGAACGACCAACACUCGAAACCGUCACCCGCCUCCGUAGACGUUUGCAAGCAUCGCAGAAGCUCAACGUCAUGCUUCACGCCGAAAAGGCUCGCAAUGCCGCGUUGCUGUCUGAAGUCCGUCGUCUCAUCGGCUCUCCCAAACAAGUCAAAUCCGAGCGUUCCCAACCACCAUCAGCACAAACUCAAAACGGCAACGACAACAACACCGACACAGAAAUGACCGACGCCCCUCUUCUUUCCUCUACCACAAUCCCAACAACAGACAGCACAAGCACAAGCAAACCCCCCUUUGGCUUCCUGACUCAAACCUCCCUCCUCUCCACCUCGGACGCCUCCACCCCCCUUACCACCACCACGGCAUUCACUCUCUCCCAACUCGACGCUCUCCGCUCGCUCUCCACCUCUCUCCGCUCGCUCCUCCCUGCUCUUUCCCAACCAGUGGCAGCAACAACACCAGAACCAGCAUCAACACCCGAACCAGAAAACGACAAGAUAAAGAAACCCUGGCGUCUGCAGAGACUAGAGUACAUCGAGACUGCCACGCGGAAACAUCUCGAGCAAGUUCGGGGUCUGGAGCUGGGAGUCAACGGGGAGCUGAGGGAUGGAGGGCUCCGGGGGAGGAACAGUCGACUACAGGGGAUUUGAUGGUGGUGGUGGAGAAUGGUGGUGAUGGUGAUGGUGAUGGUGAUGGGGCGAGGAGGA
Molecule: messenger RNA, 1306 nt
Organism: Neurospora hispaniola
Lineage: Eukaryota; Fungi; Ascomycota; Sordariomycetes; Sordariales; Sordariaceae
Product: Mis12 protein-domain-containing protein
Exons: 2
Coding region: 167-1249 (360 amino acids)
Biological process (GO): mitotic sister chromatid segregation; mitotic cell cycle; kinetochore assembly
Cellular component (GO): MIS12/MIND type complex; nucleus; chromosome, centromeric region
Source: RefSeq, a predicted model, not a curated record